Molecule: messenger RNA, 1020 nt
Organism: Geodia barretti
Lineage: Eukaryota; Metazoa; Porifera; Demospongiae; Tetractinellida; Geodiidae
Source: the annotation of a GenBank genome assembly
ACUAACACUACUGCAGAACUAAACUUUCUCAUACCACAAUUAAUUAUUGAGACAUUUCCUCAAUGCAAGGUUAAUGAUGGGCAUCAAUUAUGCCAGUCAAAAGAAUAAGUACCCAGUAGGAAAAGGCGCUCUUGGCACAAUAAUGUAUUAAGUCCACAAACACUGCACACUUCACGUUUAGCAACUUUGAAGACUGUCAAGUGUUGUUAAUGUCGUUAGUUUCCUUACAUACAUUGACCUAAUCAUUAGCUAUGCAUGCAUGUUCUUCAGUGCAUCAGCUGUUAUUACACUCUACUUCCAUCUCCCAUCUCCAGCUAUGACAUCGCUCCAACAUCCUCCUCCAAUCCUCCUAGACAUUCUACACAGUCACCAUCUCCAAUGUCCAGCUAUAAUGGCAUAUCAUCCACACCUACUGACACCACUUUUCGAUCUAGUCAUUUGCAGUCGCAACCAUCUCCGUCUGCCAUGUCCAGUGAGGAUGAGUCCUCUGCCUCAUUUGAAAUUGUUGUCCCGCUGGCAGCUGGUUUGACAGUCACUGCUACUAUAAUUGCUAUAGUGCUACUUGUGACUAUUACAUUUGGUGUCGCCUUCUUUAUAAAGAAGUCAAAGAACAAGUCUAAACGAGAGUCUACCACUCUCAGUUCAGGAGACAUGUACAUUAACACUAGUCCAAAUACUGUGUACAAAGCAUUUGAAAAGUACACAAGUGAUAAAGCUACUGAAGAGGUCAAUGAUGAUGAUUAUGAGAAAAUUGAUCCUGCUGAAACAGCCGUGACAACUGAAAAUAACGAUCAACAGCUGUACGAAGAAAUUGAUGAGUCAGUCAUCUUCAACAGCAACGAUUCUCAAUAUGACAACUAAAGCUUUGCAGAAAGCUGUCAACUUUAAUACUUGAGUUUAUACUUGUAAUAACCUAAACUGCAGUAGAUGCUAUUUUUGUCCACGUUUGUGGUGACUCAUUGAAUAUUAUUACAUGGCUCAGCUAGUUAAGAUAAUAAUGUCUAAUGCAUAUCAAUACAU